Messenger RNA from Culex pipiens pallens (northern house mosquito), 3231 nucleotides. RefSeq names its product glycine dehydrogenase (decarboxylating), mitochondrial. NCBI's taxonomy places the organism in Eukaryota, Metazoa, Arthropoda, Insecta, Diptera, Culicidae. Gene Ontology annotation, biological process: glycine decarboxylation via glycine cleavage system. The transcript is spliced from 6 exons. Bases 178 to 3180 code for a protein of 1000 amino acids. Gene Ontology annotation, cellular component: mitochondrion; glycine cleavage complex. The record is from RefSeq and is a predicted model, not a curated record. Gene Ontology annotation, molecular function: glycine dehydrogenase (decarboxylating) activity; pyridoxal phosphate binding; glycine binding.
GUUUAGUCCUGUGCAAAUAGUCGAGGGGAGCGAGUGUUUUUCAGCUGAAGCGAUUGACGACGUGUAAAGGGAUCAACGCUUGGUAGAUUCUUGAUCAUUCGUGUGGAUGCUGCUGAAUAUGUGUUUUUGAACCUAUAGAUUGUUUUAAAGAUUUAGUAUCGAUUUUGUGCAACUGAAAUGCAUCGCGCCAUACUUUCUAAAUCGUGUAGGAGUGUUGUCUCUGGACAAACACUUCUUGAUCCGUGGCUGAAAAUACAAGUGCUGAGUAACAAACAGUUCCAGCGAUGUCUUGCCACCGUGGAGGAAAUAUUUCCGAACAAGCCGGAUUUUGCCUCGCGCCACAUUGGGCCCCGCAAAACGGACGUUGUUACCAUGCUAAAUUCAAUUGGUUUUAAGUCAUUGGAUGAGCUAUCAGAAAAAGCUGUCCCAACUGCCAUUAAGUUCCAGAGAAUUUUGAACAUUGAAGACCCGCUGAACGAACAUGAGUUGAUUGAACGGAUUCGAGCCAUUGCUAACAAAAAUGAAGUAUGGAGAUCCUACAUCGGUAUGGGCUACCACAAUUGCUUGGUACCUCAUCCGAUUUUGCGUAAUAUUUUCGAGAAUCCCGGCUGGACCACACAAUACACUCCUUAUCAACCGGAGAUUAGCCAAGGCCGUCUGGAGUCGUUGCUGAACUUUCAAACACUAGUUACAGAGCUGACUGGUCUUGAAAUAGCCAACGCUUCAUUGCUGGACGAAGGUACGGCCGCCGCCGAAGCUAUGAGUUUGUGUCAUCGUCACAAUAAGCGUAAGAAGAUUUUCAUUUCACGUAAGUUGCAUCCACAAACCGUCGCAGUGGUGCGAACCCGUCUGGAAGCUUUUGGAAUCGAGGUAUUGGUCGGAUCGGUUAAGGAAAUUGAUUUCGGCGAUCAUGAAAUAUCUGGCAUCUUACUCCAGUACCCGGAUACUUACGGAGAUUUGCAAAACUUCGAGCAAGUUUCAGCAGACUGUAAAAAAAAUGGAACCUUGGUGGUGGUUGCGACGGAUUUGCUCGCGUUGACACUGUUGCGCCCUCCAGCGGAAUUCGGAGCGGACAUUGCGAUUGGAUCCGCCCAAAGACUUGGCGUGCCGUUGGGUUACGGAGGCCCUCAUGCUGCCUUCUUCGCCUGCAGACAAAAGCUGACGAGAUUGAUUCCAGGCAGAAUGAUUGGUGUUACGAGGGACAUGGAUGGUCAGGACGCUUAUCGUUUGGCCCUCCAAACCAGGGAGCAGCAUAUCAGACGAGACAAAGCUACCAGCAACAUCUGUACUGCUCAGGCGCUUCUUGCCAAUAUGGCAGCCAUGUAUGCAAUUUACCAUGGUCCCGAGGGUUUGAAGGGAAUUUCGAAUCGCAUUCACAACUGUGCGCUGACUCUGAAUGCUGGAUUAAGAAAAGCUGGUCACGAUCAGCUCAACAAGAUGUUCUUCGAUACGUUGCAUGUAGUUCCCCAUGGCAUGAGCACGACGGAAGUUAAAGCCAGAGCUGAAGCGAAGAAGAUUAAUUUGCGCUAUUUCGAGGAUGGAUCGAUCGGAGUGUCGAUGGAUGAGACUGUCAAGACUUCCGAUAUCGCAGAUUUGCUGUGGGUGUUUAACUGCCCGGACAUUGAAACGACCGUGGCUGAUCCCAUUGCUACAUCAAUGUCCGUUCACAAAUCUCAAUUCAAGCGUACUUCCCCGUUCUUGACGCAUCCGAUUUUCAACAAGCAUCACAGUGAAGCAAGAAUGGUUCGUUACAUGAAGCAGUUGGAAAACAAGGAUAUAUCUUUGGUACAUUCAAUGAUCCCGUUGGGCUCGUGUACCAUGAAGUUGAACUCAACUACCGAGAUGAUUCCAUGCUCGUUCCGUCAUUUUAACGAAAUUCAUCCAUUUGUACCAAUCGAACAGGCCAAGGGCUAUAAACAAAUGUUCGAGGAGUUGGAAAAGGAUUUGUGCGAAAUCACCGGAUACGAUAAGAUUUCCUUCCAACCUAACAGUGGAGCCCAGGGAGAAUACGCUGGACUUAGAGCGAUCCGCAGCUACCAUGAGUCACGUGGUGAGCACAAUAGAACCAUUUGCCUGAUUCCCAUGUCUGCCCACGGGACAAAUCCUGCCUCGGCACAGAUGGCUGGCAUGCGAGUGGAAGCAAUCCGCGUUAACAGUGCCACCGGUACAAUUGACAUUGCCCAUCUGAAGGAGAAGGUUGAGCAGCAUUCUGCCAAUUUGUCCUGCCUUAUGAUUACCUAUCCCUCAACGAAUGGAAUCUUUGAAGACAACGUGGUGGAUGUGUGUAAGCUCAUCCACGAACACGGAGGUCAGGUAUACCUGGAUGGAGCUAACAUGAACGCUCAGGUCGGACUGUGUCGUCCAGGAGACUUUGGCAGCGAUGUGUCUCACUUGAACUUGCAUAAAACGUUCUGCAUUCCACACGGUGGUGGUGGCCCAGGGAUGGGCCCUAUUGGCGUCAAGAGACAUUUAAUUCCCUUUUUACCGACUCACCCGGUUGUUGAUCCAUUGGCCGGAAUCGAAAACCAAAGCUUCGGUGUCGUCAGCGCUGGACCGUACGGUAGCUCGUCAAUCUUGCCAAUUUCGUGGGCAUACAUCAAGUUAAUGGGUGGUCGUGGAUUACGCCGCGCAACUCAAGUGGCGAUCCUGAACGCAAAUUACAUGUCCAAACGGUUGGAGGACCACUACAAAACUCUGUACACUGAUCCUAACACCGGAUUGGUGGCGCACGAGUUCAUCAUGGAUGUGCGUGACUUUAAAAAAACCGCAAACAUUGAGGCUGUAGAUAUUGCCAAACGGCUGAUGGAUUACGGUUUUCACGCGCCCACAAUGUCUUGGCCGGUGGCGGGCACGCUUAUGGUCGAACCGACAGAAUCGGAGGACAAGGAGGAACUUGAUCGAUUCUGCGAGGCCAUGAUUUCCAUUCGCGGAGAAAUUCAAGACAUCGAGGAGGGCCGCCUGGACAUUCGAGUAAAUCCGCUCAAGAUGGCUCCUCACACCCAGAAGCAAAGUAUUUCAUCCGACUGGAACCGACCAUACCCCCGAGAACUAGGAGCAUUCCCUGCGCCAUUCGUGAAGCCGGAAACUAAAGUGUGGCCAACGGUUGGCAGAAUCGACGACCUGUACGGUGACAAGCAUCUUGUGUGCACGUGUCCGCCAAUGGUUCCUGACUACGAAUAAUUCAAGUCCUAACAAUGUAACAUGAUAGGAAUAUUACAAAUGUCACUUGUA